This is a messenger RNA of Salmo salar (Atlantic salmon), 1892 nucleotides long. Its product is annotated as cytokine receptor common subunit gamma. Gene Ontology annotation, molecular function: protein binding; cytokine receptor activity. Lineage: Eukaryota; Metazoa; Chordata; Actinopteri; Salmoniformes; Salmonidae. Gene Ontology annotation, cellular component: external side of plasma membrane. Gene Ontology annotation, biological process: cytokine-mediated signaling pathway. The record is from RefSeq and is a predicted model, not a curated record.
CCGUAGCUGUAUAAAAGAGGGGAAGUAAAGGGGAGUGAAGAGGAAGACACAUUUUGACAUGAAGAUGGUUGGAAGCUGGUUGUUUCUCCUCAUCUUUCUCCAAGGAUAUGAGGCUCCCUCCACCCCCAAUGUAAACUGCCUGUUCAUUAACCUGGAUUAUGUCAACUGCACCUGGAGUGAACAGGGGAGUCCAGAGGUCAACUACACCUUCUUCCACAAAAGGUUCAUCAAAGGGAAUAUGGAGGAGUGCACAACAUAUCUCCAGGAGAAGAGUUAUGCUGUGGGAUGUAGACUGUCCUAUGACGAGUCUGACAGGUUUAGAACACUGACAACCAAGCUGGUCCAUCAGAACAACAGUUAUGUGCAGAAGCAUAACCUGAAAAGCAUGGUGAAGCUUUACCCGCCUGUCAACCUGUCAGUUGAGAUGAACAAAGACCCAGAGCUGAAUCUGUACUGGAACAACAGCAAGAACACCGCCUGCAUUGAGAGUGAAGUUCGCUACAGAAUAAACAGCGACAAGUGGAAGACAUCUACUCCAAGCAAGGAACAGAAGUAUGCUGUGGCUUUCCCCUUAAAGAGCAGUCGAUAUGAGUUUCAAGUGAGAGCACGAGUAAACAACAUGUGUGGCGAGUCCAACUUCUGGAGUGAAUGGAGUCAGCCCAUUCAAUGGGAUUCCAUGAAUGGAAAUAACAUCACAGACAUAUCUGGCAGCUCAAUGUCUGUGUGGAAGCCAGUGCUGUCAUUAGUGGGUACCAUGACACUCUUGAUAUUGGCCUGCAUGCUGGUCUACAGGGAAAGAGAACGACUGAGAUUCAUCCUCAUUGUGCCUAAUCCAGGCAAGAACCUGGAGGACCUUCUUCACAAGGACACUGUAGAGGCCUGGCUUCACAUCUCCAAGAUGUUUGCUUCCAGCCUAACUUCACUGAGCUUGCCUGUCCUGUUCGUGAGUACAGUCUGGUUCCCCAAACUGGCAGUGUCAGUGAAUCUGAGAGUAACCUCUCCAUCCCAACAGACCAAAACGACAAUCUCUUGUAAUGUUUAAAUUAUAGGCUAUUGUAUCUUGUGGAAUCGAGUGGAACAGCUGACUCUUUGAAUAUUAUCAUGCUUGUAAUAGUAUCUUGUUGCAUUUUUGUUUACAAGCAAGUGGCUACUGCUUUAGGCCAGGAUUUCCCAAACUCGGUCCUGGGGCCCCACCUGGGUGCAUGUUUUGUUUUUUGGCCCUAGCACUACACAGCUGAUUCAAACAGCCAACUCAUCAUCGACCUUUGAUUAUUUAAACCAGCUGUAUAGUUCAAGGACAAAAACCAAAACGUGCAGCCAGGGGGGGCCCCAGGACCGAGUUUGGGAAACCCUGUGUAGGCAACCCUGUUCCUGGAAUGCCAUAGGUACUGCAGGAUUUUGUUCCAACUAGGCACUAAGCCUGACCAACUGAGCUAAUUGAUUAGUUCAAUGAUUGCCCAAAUUCAACAUACCUGAUCUUCCAGCUCGGUUAAAUCAAAGACAUGAUCCAGGACCAGGGUUGCCUACUCCUGGGCUACUUAAUAAAUUGUUAGGCCAGACAAAAUUGAUUCGCUGUUUAAUGGAUUUUCCCCCCAGAAAAGUGAGGCAAGCGAGCAAAAAAUAAAAUAAACUGGUGGAUAAGAAAUAACAGUACUUUAUCACAUUGUCCUACUAGGCGUAAUAGUCUGAGAGGCCUAAUCAUAUUUGUAUGAACAUUUUGUUAACGCCUAUAGGCUAUAGAGAUGCAUUCAGGUAAUGAAUUAAUUAUACAAAAACAUAUUUAAUUUGAUUACAAUUGUCAAGCAUUCUUGAUUGACAUUACCCACUACAUCACAUUAAAUUACGAGAUUGGAUUGCACUUUUAUUUUCCAGGAAUAAAGAAACCGUCACAA